UACAAUAUCUCUAACAUUGUACAUUAUCAAACUGCUCACAGUUCCACGUCCACGACAUGCUGUCACCCUGAUCGCAUCCCUCGAACCUCCUCCCUUGCCGCACAUCCGAAUCUCUCUACACCACGCUUUGAGCACCUCAUGCCGUCGAUCCUACUUGACCGGCGCCCAUCUUGACAUGGGCUCUUUGCCUCAAUUCCUAACCAAACCCUCCCCCGUUCCUUCCAAGGCCGCCCUUCGAGUUCUUCGACAGAUCGCUUUAUCUCCUCUGACUCUUACUGUGGGCGGCCUAUGCGGCGGUUAUGGAGUUACAUUACUAGAUUUCGAGACCCGUCGAAAGAUUCACAGCGCCCAGACUGCCCUUGAGAACAAACGGAUUCUGCGUUCAAUUACACAUGGCAGAGGAGAAGCUUAUGUCCAGGCUAUGUUCGAGGCGGCAGAGAGGGGAGAUGAUUUAACCUUGUUCAAGAAAAAUUAUCCCAAAACUCACGCGCGACCUUUGACUUCCCUUGCCCAUCUAGUCCAGGAAGAUCCCUCGGAAGAUCCAUCGGAAGAUGUGCCCGUCAGCUCUUCAGAAGAACACUCCACCCAGAGUCGUCCUCAGCAGCAAAGUCCAGUCUCAACCCGGCAGAAGUUGUUGCAUAACUUUGUUCCCGCUACAACUAGGGCGAACCCUCAACCACAGAGACCGAUCAUCCGCCAGCAUUAUAGUGCCCACGGAACCAAACGUCUCUCCAGCCCGCGAGACGCAAACCUCCUCCACCACAUCCCUAAGGGCUCCCGCGGACAUGGGCACUUCCUACCAGAAUCCAAACGGCCUGGAUUGUCGCUGCCAUUAUCUUUCCCCUACAGAAGGUCUCGUAAGACGUACGAGACCACAUCACCUAUCUCAACCCAUGUUUCCCUACCUCCAUAUCGUCCAUUUAACGAGCUGGGUGGUCACCUCAGCCCCGACGACCAACCGACUCCUGCCACAGAAGCAGCUCCCUGGUUGUCAACAAAUCCAAAGAAACUCCCGUUGGUGGAAUGCUCUGACUACAUGAGAGAAAUCUUCGACACCGAUCGCAAUUACUCUAUCGAAUCAUUCUCUGCUGAACACAUUUUAUCAUCGCAACCACAACUCAGACAGAAAUUGCUCCUCACAUCUUCCAAUGCGGAGGACCUAGCACUCAUCACUACUUUCAUCUUUGGCGACAAGCACAGCACUGCCUUGUCUGCGGCCCUCCGAUGGAUGUCGGUAUUGGAGCACUUUGUGAAUCGUGGUACAGAUCUGGAUUUUGAUCUAGCAGAAGGCUGGUUUUUCGAAUACAGAGGUUACUUCCCAUUCGCUAUGGCCUGCACACCUCCAGUCUUACAGAUUGUGGAACGUCGUCUGUCAAGCGAUGACAAGCUGCAGGGAGGGGCAAAAUUUCUCUACCCUCGUCACUUCGCGCACUCCUUGUGGGGCAAAUCUCGAGAGCUUCAUACUCACGCCCUAGCGAUCGCUUAUCUCGAGUACUUUGCACAGAAAACGCCCGAUUAUACGGCUCAGGGUCUCGAGCUAGACAAGAUCAUUUUGCUAGCAGAUAUUUCCCAUGUUCCUUUGAACGACGAGCUUUUGGCUCCUAUGCUUAACUCUCUGGUUGAUGACAAGAGAACGGAGCAAGCCCAUCGGUUGCUACAUGCGGUCGAAAAGCGCUAUGGUUUCGAGAUAAGUCAACAAAGCCUCGAACUACUGGCAAUGAGCUACGCCACCGAAGAGGCAUGGUCCAGAGCUUCAGAAGUAAUCCACGAAAUGCAUGUUAGAAACUAUUCCCGAACGGUGCCUACUCGAUUCCAAGCUUUCUUUGCUAGGAUAUUGGAGUACCGUGGUCGUCAUGAUUCUGCGGAGCAUUGCAUCAUCUACGCCAUGGACCAUGUCAGGGCGUCAGGUUUAGUGGUGUGCAGUGAUGUUAGCAGAGUUAUCGUAUGCAUCGCCUUGCGCGACGGCCGGCAUGAACUUAUUGCUGAAUGGGAGCGAUUUGUCGAGCACUUGUUCCUGCGGGUGGACGUCAGUUAUUCUCAAUAUCACAUUGUUACAGAUAUUGUACGUGUGUGGGAAGAGCUUGGGAUCAGCUGUGCUGAAAUUGCUAGCGCAUGUCGUGCCAUGGCGAUCGGUGCUCGGGAAGAUCCAUUCGGCCCUUUCAUGAGAUCUUCUGUCUGGAAGCUUUUGAGAAAGGAUUUGAUGUUCAGACUCGAACCUUUGCUCAAAAGCUCGACCACCAAAUACGAUCUCAACGCGAUACCGACCGCCUCUCUGAUCCAGCUUGCUGAAAAGAUUUGCCAUCGUGCGGAAUCAGGAGACGAGGCAGCACCGUUGCGUCAGAUAAAGGUUCAACUGGAAGCAAUUGCCGACUUGAAACAGACCUUCAAAGGAGAAAACUCGCACGAUCCAUUUGACUCUGAGACGUUCAGAAGAAAAUCGCCCGAUUACCACGAAUACCGGCGUUUCAAGCCAAGGAUCUCAUCUCCUGACGAUUGGGUACCCACACCCUCAGAACGUGUUCCUACCACCACAAUAUCUAUCGACAAGGCCCUUGCUGAACACUAUGCAAAGACAGGAAGGAAAAGCGAGGAAACCCACUCACUGCUCAAAUCGAUCGUAAGGAAACUCACAUUGAGUUGCCGAACCACUCAAGCAAUCCGGCUGCUAGAACGUGUCUACAACAGCAAACACGUCCAAGGACAAUACGGAACUCCGUAUGAUGAAGAGUUGUUCUCGGAAUGGCUAUCUCUCGCAUACAUGUACGGAUCUGAAGGAUCAGGCAUUACGGCUCUUUGGGCAAUCAUUGAUUCUUACCGCCAUCUCAACUUCAGCCAGCAUUUAUUCAUGUUGAUGGACCAAGCACAUCGAUCGGAAACCCGCAGAAAGGUCGGUAUGGGAAGUGCGCAUAUUGCUGGUGCGGGGGGUCCAGAAUUACGCCAUCUUCGUGGUCGACUCAAUGUCUUGCAGUCAGCGAAAUCGCGCGCUGACGAUGGUCCUGUGGGUUUCGAGGACUGGCAAAGCUGGGAGCAACGCUUGAGACAACCACCGUCCAAGGAUAUGGAAUUCUUGACGUUGUGAGUGAGUUGAUAAAUAAACGUAUUGUACAUAUAUAAUGGACGAAUAGCGGUCAUCGAAAAUACCCAGAAUAGUACUAUAUUUUGUUCGUUAACCAUGUA
Exophiala mesophila is the source of this 3177-nucleotide messenger RNA. RefSeq lists its product as uncharacterized. Bases 176 to 3079 code for a protein of 967 amino acids. The record is from RefSeq and is a predicted model, not a curated record. The transcript has a single exon. Lineage: Eukaryota; Fungi; Ascomycota; Eurotiomycetes; Chaetothyriales; Herpotrichiellaceae.